GGCAGUCGGCCGGCAGGAGUCCCCCGCAAACGCAGCCGCCGAUGAGUUCAUCGAUCCCUUCUCGUCCCCUCCGCCGCGCCCCUUGAUGUUAACGCCCCAGCUAACCCCAAUUUCCCAAUAAUCGCAGCCCACGCGGCCGCACUCGCCCCAAAAGCCCCAAACCCGAGAGACAACACCCUCAACCCAACCCCAAAAUGUCCGACCAAUCCGCCGCCGCCGCCGCCGCCGCGGGCGACGACGGCAUCUUCACCCGGUGCCUGCUGGCGCUCUACAUCCUGAGCCCGGUCACCGUGUUCCUGCUCCGCUUCCUCUCCGCGCCCUACGGCAAGCUCUCGCGCCCGGGGUGGGGGCCGGCCAUGCCGGCCCCGACCGCCUGGUGCCUCAUGGAGAGCCCCACCCUCUGGCUCCCGCCCCUCAUCACCCCGCUCCCCCUCCUCCUCGCCGCCGCCCCGCUCGCCUUGCUGCCACCCACCCUCUUCGCGCUCCACUACCUCCAGCGCACCUUCCUCCACCCGCUCCGCCUCGUCCAGCUCCGCCGCCCCCCGGCGCCCUUCCCCUUCUUCAUCGCCCUCUGCGGCUUCAGCUUCAACAUCCUCAACGCUUACGUGCAGGCCCGCUCCUGGACCCUCCACUCCGCCGCCCCAGCCUCCCCCUUCGCGCUCGCCCGCUGCCUCGCCGGGGUGGCCCUCUUCGCGUGGGGGAUGCGGGUCAACGUCGCCGCCGACAGGCACCUGCUGCGGCUCAAGGAGGCCGGCGGCGGGUACAGGGUCCCCAGGGGUGGAUGGUUCGACAAGGUCACCUGCCCCAACUACUUCGGCGAGAUCGUCGAGUGGCUCGGCUACUGCCUUGUGGCGUGGUCGCCGGCGGCGUGGGGCUUCUUCCUCUACACCUGCGCCAACCUCAUGCCCAGGGCCAGGGAUCACCGCCAGUGGUACCUGAACAAGUUCGGCGAAGAGUACCCGGCGGAGCGCAAGGCCGUCAUCCCAUACAUCUACUAGCCCUGGCUCCUCCGUAACUUCAAAAUGGUGUGGCUGAGGAGAGCUGUGAUCCUCCUGUUCCUGACUAGCUAGUGCCUGCUUGUAAUGAUGGUGUGGGGUAUUAUUACCUGAUUCCUUUCCUUUCGAGAUUUUGAAUAUGAUUGGGAGCAGAACUCAAGUGCUGA
Messenger RNA from Lolium perenne, 1162 nucleotides. Its product is annotated as protein DEETIOLATED 2-like. The record is from RefSeq and is a predicted model, not a curated record. Gene Ontology annotation, biological process: brassinosteroid biosynthetic process. Lineage: Eukaryota; Viridiplantae; Streptophyta; Magnoliopsida; Poales; Poaceae. Gene Ontology annotation, molecular function: 3-oxo-5-alpha-steroid 4-dehydrogenase activity. Gene Ontology annotation, cellular component: membrane.